Molecule: messenger RNA, 2183 nt
Organism: Austrofundulus limnaeus
Lineage: Eukaryota; Metazoa; Chordata; Actinopteri; Cyprinodontiformes; Rivulidae
Gene: c1ql3b
Product: complement component 1, q subcomponent-like 3b
Exons: 3
Coding region: 1254-2135 (293 amino acids)
Molecular function (GO): protein binding
Source: RefSeq, a predicted model, not a curated record
UUAUCUAAUUUCGAAUUUUUUAAAAAAAACUCAAGAACGGGACAAUCAUAUUUCUAACAGGUUUUCUGCUUCUAACAUGUUUUUCUUUAUCGUCAACUUUGAUUUUGAAAUUGUGGUGCUUUAUUUUUUCUAACGCUGUGGCAUUUUGUCUAUAUUGUUUUCAACCCAAGGCCACAGAUUAAACUCUCAGGAGAACAACAGCAACAAAAUGCUGAAAAACCGGAUGAGUUCCAUCAACUUGAGUUCAGUUUUGUUUAUAAAGAAACACACCAAUUCUUAACAAAAGUCAUGCCAGUGCACUCCACAAAAGAGUAAUCCAAAUCUUUGAAUCCGUUUCAGAUCCAAGAUUCAAAACCAUUGGAAAAAAWUAAGAGCAACGAAGCUGAUCGAGUGAUAUUUUCUUGAUACGAUGUCAGUUUGUGGCACUCAUUUUCCUUUCCUCCCUUUUUCUACACGAACACAGAUUUCUGCCCAAAAAGGGUGUCAAUGCCCUCUGCAUUCCUGAGCACAAAUUUCUCCUCCUCCUCCACCUCGUCAUCAUCAUCCAAACAGCUUCCCAUCUUCUCUGCCCCAAACAUUUAGUUCUCAGAACUAGAUUUACAUCAUUAUGCUGAUAUUGUUUCUUCUAUAACAGCUGUUGCUGGAUUCCAACUAAUUAAGUCAUUCCAUCCUGUUUCCCCUGUAAAUGACCCAGCAUUCAUUUCUUUAGAUGUGUGGAUUCAUCCUUCAAAGCCCAGCUCCAACUGGCUCCAUUCUGCUCAGUGGCUCUAUAGAUUUUCUCCAAAUGAUAAAUUGGACACGGGGAGCCAUUGAGAUGUGACCUUUUGUCUUGGAUGGACCUAAUUACGCCCAGGUUGUUUGGAUAAGCCCUAUAAUAACAUGUUGUGGGGUGGGACGUUAAAACAAUCAGCAAGGGACUAAGAUGACCAUCUCCUUUAACGCCACAAACCUAUUGGCUAAAAUAAAAAAAAUAAAAUAAAUAAAAAAGCAAUCAGAGCUUCAGAGUUGCACGAGUGUUUGGAUGUUGUUCACUCAUUUGACUGAAGAAACGGCGCGGCUCCAUCCCAUCCAUCACCUCCACCCCUCCCCUCGCUGCUCAAAUCCAGAAGCGCUUCGUUUCUAGUCCAGUCUCUCCUUUGGCUCCGCUUUAAGCAGGAAUUUACAGAAAAGCUGCGGGUCUACAGAACCCAGACUUUAGGUCUCAAGCUACCAGGACGUCUCCUGGGUUUUCUUGGCGCUGUGAGAAGGUGGGGAUGAGCCAGCUGGACGGAUUCUAUAAGGGCAGGCUGGAAGACCAUUCAAUCAGGAGAUCACCGCGGAUCCGCAGAGCGCAGAUGAUCGCAACUGGUGUUUGUGGCGUCGCGCUGGUGCUGGUGUUGGUGGUUCUGAUUCCCGUCAUGGUGAACUCCGCCGGAACCCCUGCCCGCUACGAGAUGCUCGGAUCUUGUCAGAUGGUGUGCGACUCCCACGGGACCGCGACGGCGGCCACGGCCAAGGCCACCAGUCCGAUCAAAGACAACCGGCUGGUGCAGUCGCUGCCGACGUUCAUCCAGGGCCCGCAGGGAGAGCCCGGGCGCGUCGGGAGGAUGGGGCCCAGGGGUCCGGUCGGAGAGCCCGGACCACCGGGACCGGCUGGUCCUCCCGGGGAGAGGGGCCCGCCCGGGCUACCGGGCCCACCCGGAUUACCGGGAGCCAACGGGCCAACCGGUGCCAUCAGCGCAGCCACCUACAACACCGUGCCAAAGAUCGCGUUUUACGCAGGGCUGAAGAAACAGCACGAGGGCUACGAGGUGCUGAAGUUUGACGACGUCGUCACCAACCUUGGCAACCACUACGACCCCUCAACCGGAAAAUUCACCUGUUCGAUCCCCGGGAUUUACUUCUUUGUUUACCACGUGCUGAUGCGAGGCGGAGACGGCACGAGCAUGUGGGCUGACCUCUGCAAAAACAACCAGGUGAGAGCCAGCGCCAUCGCCCAGGACGCAGACCAGAACUACGACUACGCAAGCAACAGCGUCGUCCUGCAUCUGGAGCCCGGGGACGAGAUCUACAUCAAGCUGGACGGCGGGAAGGCGCACGGAGGCAACAACAACAAAUACAGCACGUUCUCCGGCUUCAUGCUGUACGCUGACUGAAACACGAGCUGAAAGGAAAGGACAGGAAAGAAAGAAAGAAAAAAAAAA